CAAAGUAUGACUUUCUUCGGCAACAAGCAAUAAAGUAUGAUUUUCUUCGGCACCGAGGCGCACAACUAAACCGGUAUACAGUGGCAGUCAGGCCGACCUAAGUCACAGCCGAGCGAGGACCACGCCCUGACUACGGGAAAAAAUAGAAAGAAAUUUUUUGUAUUUCCAAUUCCGACUUAGCGCAGCACAAGACGAAUUUAGACUUGUUACCUAAUAGCAUUAGCAUUUUCUUUGUUUUCGUAGAAACACAGCAGUAGAAACACAGCAUCUGUCAUAAUGAGUGUCCGUUCCCAAGAAGGGCCUCCGAAUGGUGUGGGGGAUGGGAGUAGGGAGGACGACGAGGGGCAUGAAUCUGAGGACCCCGACUCAUGUCAAGAACAUACAGAGGACGAUCCGGAGGCGGAAAGCAGGUACCUCCAACUGUAUAUAAAGAUUCCGGACGUCGAGCCCGAGCUGCAGGAAAAAUACGCCGCGCCCUUCAAUGCCGGCAGCCGCGCCGAAACCGCUUGGCAAGAGUUGUACGACGACGCCUCUUACCAGGUGCAAAAGUGUCUGGCUCUGGAAGAUUGCCAGGUUUGUCAUGCAUUUUUCGCAUAACCUUUACCUUAACCCGUGAAGAUGCCUGUAAUGCAUGACCUAGCAUCACAGAUUUUCAAAGGGCCUUCUGAUGCGUAUUCCGCAUGAGAAACGCCCCCUCCGUGUAGCACAAACUGAACUCCUCUUGCUGGCCAUGCGAUACAGAUUACAGUGGUUGAGGGGUAAAAAAGGUCAUGCAAUACAGAUUUUUUUUACCUUCCAAACGUAUUAUUGUCACAAAUUGCAACCUUCCAGACCCAGACAGUUUUGCAUUUGAUACCUCUGAGGAAUUGGACAGAUUGCUGGGCGAGGAAAGCGGUCUCGAAUCUAUCUACAAAGGCACCCGUCUAUCCUGUGCAAAAGUAUCGCACUCGUAGUAAUUGCAAUUAUGCAUGACAAAUCUCUUUCUCAACGUAAAUUAGCACUACAAAUUGAAUUUGUAAUGCUGGGCUAAUUUGUAAUGCAGUUUAUACUAGUACGACUACAAUACUUUCGCAAUGCAUACCGUCGGGCCCCCGAGGUGGUGGAGGCGUUCACGAAGGAUGAGAAGGGCCGCGACUUCCUGGCAGCCGCGCUGCGGAGGCGUCCCGCCGCCCUAUACCUAGGCGAAAAAGUGAAGGCCACCGUCCACGCCCUGCCGCUGGAUUUUGACGCGCUUGAGCCGCUGCGGCGUUGCGGGUACGCUGCUGACGACAGUGAGUCCGCGGUCUCCACCCUCGAGCGCGCCGUGCUACGCGGCAGCUCCUCCUCCUCGUCUUCUUUAUCGCGCGACGCCGGCGCGUUCCCGGAAGAUGACGGCGGCCGAGAGGCACUUGGCUGCCUCGCCCGGGCUGCCGAAGAGCAGCUGCAGGCGUUCCGCGAGGCGUUAGAGCAGUGCGCACAGCAAUUCGGUGCGCCGGGUGCGACAGAUUUCCUACCCUCAUUUGCCGCGAAGAUGGAAGAGAGAGUGCUGGAAAUGCAAGAAGAAAUUGCAAUCCACGAGUCCCGGACCAAGCACGCUCUAUCCCAGGUCCCGAAGGUGGAGCCCCCGCCGGGCGACGCAGGUAAGCGGUCAGCGUGGCUUUUGUUAGAGAUUCGCCGCGCUCCCUACUUAAGUAGCGACUUUAAUACUUCGUAUUGCUUCAGCAUACCAGAUCCUUCCCACUUCGUUCAUUCCCCGGGUCGCAUGCUUUGAUAUCGGAAACAAAAAAAGAAUGAGAAAGAGAUAAAAGGAGCAACUCAUCUAACAGCGCAGUGUCGUACAGCCGCAGCUAGGAGCAUAUAAAAGCAUUCAAUUUGAUGAUCACAGGUCGCACCUCAAGUUCCAAGUUAGCUCCGCGAGGCGGGAGAGAGCAGUCGGACGAUGAAGUAGAAAAACGAGCUGCUCGUUCGGAACAGCAAACGGGUCGUGAUGAAGAGCGGAAGACGACGAAGAAUAUUACCGUGAGUGCUCCUAUCGCCGCUCCGGCCACAAGAGGGACGUCCAUCAGCAACGCCAACAAGCCAACUACCUCUACUUCCAAACAGGCGGCGCUACCAGAGUCUUCACCAGCAAACCGCCUCAACAGCGGUCUUCCGCUGGCAGGGUCAUCUACUUCAGGCACAAUUCUUGCGGGGGCUUCCUCUACCCGACCGAUGAAGCGACAUCAAGCGCUUGGUGAGAGUGGGAGUGGAGCGGAAAUGAUCGCAGUAGACGAAUUUGACGCACCAGCUUCCAAAACGAAAAAGUCCAGGCGUGUGGACGGGCAGGAAGAUAAAGACCCUCUGCCGAAGGAGCUCUCGACGAAGCUUCCAGAAGAUGAAAACAGAGCCACCUCCGCCUUGAGUUCGACAGUAUUGGAAAAGAAGAAAAAGGACGCGGAAAAAGAAAAACAAGCCAGCUCAAGAAGUAGUGCAGCUACAAGAACAGGUUUGCGUUGUAUAAUUUGCGUCUUUUGCUGCAACAUGAGUGCUUGUUCAUCGACUAUAGGUUUUCUGUUGUCGGAGUCGGUGUAAGUAAGUAUCUACAUCUAGUGCUCAACAUGCCACAGAAAAAGAGACGCGGAACCGCAAAGUUCAAAAUGCGCUUAAUUUGCGAAUUGAUGUUUUUACACCAGGUCCUCACGAUCAUGCCCUCGAUCGUCCGACGGGAGCCACAAGCAACUCUCGAGGAGGAGAUCACGACGACAAACCCCCGCCCCGAAGACCCGCGGCGCUCUCGAACGACUGCAAAUCCAAGGUCGAAGAGGUGCUCAUGUUGUCCAGCAACGAAGCGAGAGAACGUUGCGCGAAACAUGCCGUGGAGAUUGUUUUUGGAGAGCGCACGGAGAUAUGUAUGGCCCGCCUUCUGAAGCACGAGUUUUCAUCCUCGAAGCCCAAAGAAGGCGCUAUGAAAUGCAAAUAUGUCUGGGUCUGGAGGAAUGCAAGACGUGUCAUGCAGAUUUUCAUUUUCCAUGCCACAUCCACAUGAAGUUUGGAAUGCAGGACUUAGAGUGACAGGGUCUUCGACGUCUCUAUCAUGCCUAUCCUGCAUGACAAACUGCCUCUAAACUUGUUCAAAAGUGUACAGCUUUUGGUAGUCAUGCACCACAAAUUUUUGUACGAUCCAGACUUAGCAAUAGCAUGAAAAGUUCGCGUCCUCCCAAGACCCAGACAUAUUUGCAAUGCAUAAGCGCGAAGCAAGUGCAACAACCUCCGCGGGUUCACAGCUACCUUCUGCAGCGGGCGCGAGCUAUGGUGCAUCAGGAGCUGCGGGCGAGAAACGGUGGCCCGCCGACCGAUUCGGCGCCCGCGGCCGCCCUCGAUCCGAAGGCCUACGCAGAGCGGGUUCGCAAUGCCGGAUCCUUCGAAAAGAAGGCGGCUCAGUGGAAGCUGGUCUACGAUUCUUUGUGCAGCCUCGAUAGCCCGGAGGCUGGUGCUUCUCGCAGGAGCACAACAAAGGCGAAGCCUUUAGGCCUUCAAGGCGCCGGUGACCAAAGCACGAAUAAAGCUGGAGGCUAGCGGAGAUGUUCCGGCUUGCGCAUCUUGUUCUGUCGUGGCCUUAUUUUCAUCCUGACCGGCGCAGCCGCUGCAAGAUCUUUGGAAAGUGUGAAGAGCUGUAGUGUCAGAAAGACAACAGGAACAGGAUGAAAAAGGUCAAUAUCCCGCCACUGAUUCAGAUUUUAGUGGUGGGUGGCCGCAAGGAUCAUUGGAUGGGGUUCUGCUUGAAUCAAAGAAGGUUUAGGCUACAUCUUCAUAUUGCGACGCGUUGUAAUAAGUUGGGCAUUUCAGGCACCACUGCUUUUGUCCGUUAAGUGUCCAACAUUUCAAUUCCAGGCUUGAGUUUGUUUUCUAACGAAGCUCUGAUGUUCAUGUUGCAGCUAAUGCAAAUUAUGUUCGUUCUCGCAUCAUGCCAUGGCAUGCUUUGUUUUUGGUCCUGAAAAUGUAGAAAGGUGAGUGCUUGCUCGAAUGCAACUGGUUUCUGCGUGCGCGGCGUAUCAGACUUAUUCUUGCCUAUAAUCUUCUGCCGACAGUGGACAGGAAUGAACCCGCAGGAGGAGCUUAGCUGCUACACGUUUAUGGUGCUACGUCAAGAUGCCGACGUUACAAACAUAGACAUACAAAGCACAUAACUUGUACACAAAAUCGAUUUAAACAUUGUUUGCGUUCUGAUUACAAGGUCUUUAUUCGAAUUCCCGCACUGUGACGAGCUCGAGAACUAGGUGUAGAAGAUAUCAUACAAAUACAAUUUUCUUCUGUCGUGUGACUUGUUUUUGCUUCAGCUUAAGUUAAAAA
Messenger RNA from Amoebophrya sp. A120, 4308 nucleotides. NCBI's taxonomy places the organism in Eukaryota, Dinophyceae, Syndiniales, Amoebophryaceae. The record is from the annotation of a GenBank genome assembly.